Messenger RNA from Fusarium keratoplasticum, 1794 nucleotides. RefSeq names its product putative lysosomal cobalamin transporter. Gene Ontology annotation, biological process: protein localization to vacuole. The transcript has a single exon. Bases 1 to 1794 code for a protein of 597 amino acids. Gene Ontology annotation, cellular component: vacuolar membrane. NCBI's taxonomy places the organism in Eukaryota, Fungi, Ascomycota, Sordariomycetes, Hypocreales, Nectriaceae. The record is from RefSeq and is a predicted model, not a curated record.
AUGGCCCACGCUGGCCUCGUGCAGACCAGUCUCAUCUGGGUCGCCUACGCCGUGGCUGUCGCCCUCUGUCUCAUCGCUGCUCUCAUCACCACCUUCACGUGGCAGACUCCUCGAGAACGAUCCGCCGUCGUUAGCAUCGUCGCCAUCGUUAGCUUGACAUCUCUGCUCGCUACCGUCUUGCUCCUCCCCGUCGAUAUCGCCCUCAUCUCCGCGACUAGCUCUGCGACCCUCGGCGCCAAGAAAGACUGGGCCACCCCCGAACGCAUCGACAGCAUCCUCCUUACUCUCAAGAUCGUCUAUUACAGCCUGUACAGCUUCGAUGCUUUGCUGUGUCUGAUUGUCAUUCCCUUCGCCUAUUUCUGGCACGAAGAAUAUGAUGAGAUCGAGGUCGAGGAGGAGGGUCGCACCCUGACCAGCCGCUUUUGGGCGUCGGUCAAGUACACCCUCUUCUUCGUCGCUUUCGUCGUUGUUCUAUUCCUGCUCGGAUUCUUUGUCCCUGCUGCUGGCGAUAGCUCUCAGGACCAUUGGGAUCUCGACUACUUCAAGAAGUUGAUUGCUCAGAACCAUGGCGAGAAGGCGCUGACCUUUGCCCUGGGUCUGUUGCUUACCCUCGGCACCUUGCUCUACGUCGUAUACACUGGCGCCGGCCUUGCCUUGCUUCCGAUCUCCUUUAUCAAGGCUGCCCCUUCGAUCUCCGCACCGCAACUAUCCGAGACCACUGCCUCCCAGCUGGAGCAGAACCGCGAACGACAGCGACAGAUCGAGAUGCGCAACGCUGGCCGACAGGAGGGCAUGUCCCGAAAGGAUCGCCGAGAGCUGGAUGCCUUGGUUCGGGAGGAACAGACGCUUGUUCGACGUGAGAGACUCGCUGCCGAGGCUCAGGGAGAGGGACACAGCAGGAUAUACCAGGCCUGGCUCAAGGUCUGCGCCGUCUUCCGCCCUAUCAAGCUGAUCGGUGGGAUUUUGCUGCUUCUCCUUUCCGUCUUCAUCUGGGUAUCUAUGCUCAUCACGGGCAUCGACAAAGCAAAGAACUCGAUCUGCAAGCAAAAGUGCGGCUACAUUCUGGGUCAGAUUCAUGUCUUCCAGCCCAUCAACUUCAUCUUUGUCAAGGCUGCUAAGGCUUUUCCUGUCGACUACAUCCUCAUGGCUCUUUUGGUUCUGUUCUUCUUCAGCAGCUCCAUCUCGGGUGUUGCAAGCGUUGGCAUUCGCUUCCUCUGGGUGCGCAUUUUCCAGAUCCGCAAGGGUAGAACUGCCCCUCAGGCGCUCCUCAUUGCUACGGUUAUGCUGGCCCUCAUCAUUCUCGCUUCCAACUAUGGAAUCGCAAUGAUGGUUGCACCUCAGUAUUCCAUCUAUGGCACUCAGACGAUCUGCACCAACGAGCCCGCUUAUCCUGGAGCGCAGCCAGACUGCAGGAACCACACAGACAUGAUCCGACCAUGCUCUGAGGCUCUCAAGCUGAGGCACGCCAAGGAUGUCUGCACGCCCUCAAUCAUGUCGACGUUCUUGAAUCGCAUCACCAUCACUUGGCCCUUCUUCGGUCUUGUCGACUUCUGGGCGCAGUUUGCUUUCUUGGCUGUCUUCCUGGUUGUGUUUGUCACUGCCAUCUUCCGUACUCCUAGGGUCAAUCUCUCCCAGAUUGACGAGGAGGCUGAGGCUGAUGAGGAAGAGAGCCUGCUUGCAACGACUGGCAGACGAUUUGGUGCAACAUGGCAAGAUGUCAGAGGUAAGACUGGCAACUCAGGGAACAACUCGACAAACAGCGCUGGCAAUGGAUCAAAUUCCGCGGCAGCGUAG